AUGGGUAAGACUCCAGUAAAGUUUGCUUUAAUGGGCAAUGGCGCGAUAUUCCGCUUCUUCGCUACAGCGAAUUACGACGGUGGCAUGAUGCAAGAAUCAGAGGAUGAAAAUAUGGAAAUGGAACACGAACGUGACGGAUCGAUGCCGUAUGAUGAGCAAAGCGAAGAGUGUGAGAUUGACUCACUGCCUGCAUUACCGGAUGCGGAAGUGUUGGAGCGAAUUCGCGAUGAGAAAAAACGAGGGAUGUUCGUUUCGGGAUGGGAGGAGGACGAUGAAGGGAUUGCAGAGAAGAAUCUCGAUGACCCAGCUGAGCAAAUGCUGACAGCUGCUGAAACGGGCGAUGUUAAACUGCUGGUGGAACUUUACCAACGUGAUCGAUCCCUCCUCGAAGUUAGUAAGUCUUUGGCGUGA
Messenger RNA from Anisakis simplex (herring worm), 411 nucleotides. The record is from the annotation of a GenBank genome assembly. Lineage: Eukaryota; Metazoa; Nematoda; Chromadorea; Rhabditida; Anisakidae.